CUUCCGGCCAAGCCGAAAGAGAUCCGGAAGCGGUUCGCCGAGGCGGCGCGGACGCAGUCGCAGGACGACACGACUCGCGCCAAGGGGGGCGACCUCGGCGAAGUCUGCGGCGGCGACCUGCCGGCCGAGCUUGAGGAGGCUGCGCGCGCGCUCGCCGUCAACGGAGUGAGUCAGCCCAUCGAGACGGAGCGAGGGGCGCACCUCCUGCUGCGCACCGCCUGA
This is a messenger RNA of Emiliania huxleyi CCMP1516, 222 nucleotides long. RefSeq lists its product as hypothetical. The transcript has a single exon. NCBI's taxonomy places the organism in Eukaryota, Haptophyta, Isochrysidales, Noelaerhabdaceae. Gene Ontology annotation, molecular function: peptidyl-prolyl cis-trans isomerase activity. The annotation marks the transcript as partial. The record is from RefSeq and is a predicted model, not a curated record.